This is a messenger RNA of Pisolithus orientalis, 1454 nucleotides long. Its product is annotated as 8-amino-7-oxononanoate synthase. The record is from RefSeq and is a predicted model, not a curated record. The transcript is spliced from 3 exons. Gene Ontology annotation, molecular function: pyridoxal phosphate binding. The coding region runs from base 1 to 1314 and encodes 437 amino acids. Lineage: Eukaryota; Fungi; Basidiomycota; Agaricomycetes; Boletales; Pisolithaceae. Gene Ontology annotation, biological process: biosynthetic process.
AUGUCUGCUCAGGAAACAGCCUUGACAAAAUCUCUCGAUAAUAUCUUGACCCGCCGUAAACAGUCUGGCCUUCCCCUCCUUGCUAUCGACGGGCCCUUCGUAUCCCCUACCCCGGACUUCUUCUCUAAUGACUACCUUUCAUUGUCAACAAGCCCCUUGCUCCGUGAACGUUUCCUGUCCAAGGCCCUUUCUGCCCCCCGCCUCUUCGGUUCGACAGGCACCCGCCUCGCCACUGGCAACAGCGAAGGCUACCGUGCUCUCGAAGAGCGUCUCGCCCACUUCUUCCAAUCCCCUGACGCACUGCUCUGCACCUCCGGCUGCGUCGCCAAUGAGGUCUUCUGGUCUACAGUACCACAACCAGGCGACGUACUCAUCUUUGACCAACUCGUACACAGCUCGAUCCGCGAGGGUGUGCGUCUUUCGCAUAUCCCGAAAGAUAAACAACACAAAUUUAGACAUAAUUCCGUGACGGCGUUUGAGCAGUGCUUGGAGGAUGCUUUGAAGAAGUACCAUGCACAGAUUGUGCGAGGGUCGGGGACGGUGUUCGUCGCUAUUGAGAGUGUUUACAGCAUGGACGGAGAUUUCUCGCCUUUGGAGGAUAUCGUGCGUACUGUGGAGGAGUUAGUGUUGAAAUGCCAUGCCCAUAUCUGUGUCGACGAGGCCCAUAGUUCAGGAAUAUUUGGACCCUAUGGACGUGGAUAUGUCGCCCUUCUUGGUCUCAAGGAGCGCAUCCGCACGAUGAUGCAUACACUUGGGAAAGCGUGGGGCCAUCGAGGAGGUCAUACCUGGUCAACUAUGCCAAAGCAUUUGGAUACACCACUGCCAUGGCCACUGGAUGUCCAUGUGAUCAACUCCUGUCUCGACAUCAUCUCCGGACCAAAAGGACAGGAGCUCCGAAACAAACUCAGCCACAUCAUCCAAUAUGCACAGACCCACCUCGGAAAUGCUUUGCAGCCUUUCCCUGCGCAAAUCAUUACCCUCACCCCUGCUGACUUGGACCGCGCCGCCGCCCGGCGAAGUGCAGAACUCAAGUUGUACUCUCCUGUGAUUCCCCUACUCAGCCCUCACGCCGUCGAGCUGUCGCACUACCUGAUCGACUGCGGAUACAAUGCUAGUGCAGUCACCUACCCGGUUGUUAAAGUGUCGAGGGUGCGCGUGAUCGUACAUGCUGGAAAUACGCAGGCGGAGGUUGACAGGUUCGUGGAGAAGGUCGCCGAAUGGGCCACUGCAAAGAAUCAGACAUUGAAUCAGGAGGGAAAGCCGGUUGGUGAGGUAUCGGGAGAGGGUCGUGGAACUGUCAGAGGACGACUGUAGCGAGUGCCCUCUGACGCCUGUCAGGGGUGCAUGAGCCUGAAGUAUGCCGGUAAUCAAACCAGUGUUGCGAGCAUAAGCAUACUUGAUGUAAGGCAUUAUGUAACGUAUGUUGCGUCCACCUGUCAAUGCGAACGUACGAC